UUUACAUAUUUAAAAAAUCAUAAUUAACUGUUGUAUACACAAAAUUUAUAUAAAUUAAAUCAUUUUGAUUGCGGAUGGAAUGAUUUGCGAAUCUCCGUCGAAAUUAUUGGACCUGCUCGUAGAUAAUGGGCUGCAAUCUUGAAUUUUAAUUUGAAAGUUAGUUCGAUUGAGUUGAAUCAUCUUUCUGAGUAGUCAUAGAAACGAGACGGAUACUCCCGAUGUUAUAUUACAGUCAGCAGGUGGAUGGACAUACGUGAUUGUCGCUUUAGCAAACCGCAAACUCGUGUGACAGUCCGUUCGGCAAACUAACAUAAUCGCGCAUAUUUUUCUCUUAAGAAUUUACGAUUUUUAAUCAAUGGAUCAAAAGUAUCAGAGAGUCGGUUUGGGUGUAGGUGCUUUUCAUAAUCCUCCAAGAGCAAAAUAUAGCGAGGAAACCAGAAAUCUUAUUAAGCUUUUAAUGGAGGAAUCUAAGCUAACAAUGUUGCAAAGGAAGACGAUCCAGGAAGCAGUUGACAAGGGCGAAUCCUUACCAUCUUCUAUUGAAAGGACGAAGAAGAAUAAAGAUAAGAUCGAAGAUAAUCAAGUUAAAUCAUCUACUACAUGGAGGAGACGUUCACAGGACAUGAUUAUAAGCAGUGGUGCUUAUGAGAGGGAACAAUACAGGAGGACAAUGCCUUUACGUAAAAAUUAUAAAUAAUUCUUUAGAAUUAUAAAUGAAUGAUACAUUAAAUGACAUAUACAUUUUACACGAUUAGCGAACAUGGAAAAACAAAAACGUCACUUAGCAUGCAUGAUGGCUUAUGGGAAGGAUAUGCCAGAGACUCCUCAUGGUCCCAAAAUCCUUCAUAAAAUUAGACGAGAGCCACAAAUACCUGAAAAUGCGGAUGUUCUAAACGAAUUGGUACAAGGGAUUCGAGAGAGAAUGGAUUUUUUGCACGAUAUGGAAAAUCUCGGAAUGGGAAAAAAAUAUCGGCCUAUAAUACAGCAGGAGUUAGCGCAGAAGAUACGACUCAUCGAGUCGCUAGAUAAACAAACAUCGGAGGAACUGCGAAAAGAGAUAUAUGAAUUUAAAUAUGAAAAACCAUUGCCAAAACCAUUUCCGCUUGGAGACUUGGAAGAAAAUUAAUUUCGAAAUAAUCCGGCUUCGAUGUAAUCUACAUAUAAUGUAUGAGAUAUAUGAAUUAUGCAAGAUAGAGCGGGUUAAAUAUAUGUGUCAAAUAUAUUUUUAUCAAUUUCAAUUAUUUGAUAAGCUGCAAAAAAAUUUCAAUAAGGUAACAAAAAAAAUAAUUUUGUAUAAUACAUAUAAUUCACUUAUCUUAAA
Messenger RNA from Cataglyphis hispanica, 1321 nucleotides. Its product is annotated as UPF0193 protein EVG1. The record is from RefSeq and is a predicted model, not a curated record. Lineage: Eukaryota; Metazoa; Arthropoda; Insecta; Hymenoptera; Formicidae. The transcript is spliced from 5 exons.